Molecule: messenger RNA, 540 nt
Organism: Rotaria sordida
Lineage: Eukaryota; Metazoa; Rotifera; Eurotatoria; Philodinida; Philodinidae
Source: the annotation of a GenBank genome assembly
AUGAUAUCUAUGCCAUUCACUGUAUCAAUUGAUAAUACUCGAAUACUUCAACCACCAAAUGGUGAUGAAAAAUAUACUGUUUAUCAAGUAACUGUACGCGGUGGUUCAAACCAUAUAUCUCAUACAAUUGAUCGUCGUUAUCGUGAAUUUGAAGCAUUACACACACGUUUAUCAUCAAGUAUAUCUGUUCCACAAUUACCACGUAAAGUUUUAUUACAUCGUCGUAGUGCAAAGUUAAUUGAACAACGAAGACAAUCACUGGAAGUUUAUCUAAAUGAUAUAUUAAAACGAUGUCAACAACAAUCAAUAAUGCCAGAAGAAUUAGGACGUUUUUUACAAAUUCCACCAUAUGAUAAUGAAGAUCAAGUAAAUCAAAAUGAUCAACAAGAACAAGAUUUGAAAGAUGAUGAAAUGAAAAAUGUUCUUGAACAUGGACCAUGUAUUGCUAUAAGUGAUUAUUGUCCAUGGAAUAAUGAUAAUCGAGAAACACUUGCGGAUUCGGUGCUUUCUGGUCUAAUGUAUUCAAUGUAUGAUAUGUAA